This is a messenger RNA of Canis lupus familiaris (dog), 1842 nucleotides long. Its product is annotated as collagen alpha-1(I) chain-like. The coding region runs from base 1 to 1842 and encodes 613 amino acids. NCBI's taxonomy places the organism in Eukaryota, Metazoa, Chordata, Mammalia, Carnivora, Canidae. The record is from RefSeq and is a predicted model, not a curated record. The transcript is spliced from 3 exons.
AUGGGUUAUCUUGUCACUAUUGCUAUUAGAGAGCUAGAGAGCCGAGCAUUGAAGAGAGUCAACGACGAAGGAGAGGCUUCAGAACAGCCGGGAGCCACCAGAACACACAACCGGGGAGCUGAGGUCUCGAAUUCGAACUCGGGUCCGCCCCGGCGCCCCGCCCGGAAGCCGCCCACUGCGCGCGUGGCUCGGGGCGGCCGAGGCGCGCGGCGCCGGGAAUCCCGAGCGGAGUUGGAAGCCGGGCCCGUUCAUUUGCAUGCUAAUACCCAGAAUGCUUUUCCCCGCACACCGCUUCUCUUAAUGGAAGCGCUCAGUUUGGAACCGUGGAAAGUUUGGAGCACAUACUUUGCUCCCUCUUCGCAACUGUGGGAACUUCCUCCCCGCGCACGCGGUGCCCGCAGCCCCGGGCUCCGAGCCGGCUGGUGGCGGCCGCCAGCACUUCCCCGGCAGGCGGACCUCGGCAUCCAACCCGCGCGCGGCAGCAUCCCCAGGCCCGCCGGGGACAAAGCGCCCUGGCCUGCCGGCGGGGCCCCGGCUGGAGCGCUCGGCGACUCUCUGGGUUGCGGGCGCUGGGGAUGCUCCCGGCCUCGGGACGCUUUACGGCGCUCCCCGGGCCCGCCAGUACCCCCGGCUGUCUGGGGGCUGCCGGGGCGCGCGGAGCCCCCCCGUGCCUGUCCACCGCCCUUGCCUCCGUGUGGUCGCUUCCCCGAGCCAGUGACUUCCCGCUCCCCGGGGCACAAAGCUCAACGUGUGGCGGUCUGGGAGAAGGGCUGGACGGUGACCUCCUCUCCGCAGCUCUCCCGGGCACGCAGCCCCCUCGGUUCGGCCCGUGAGAGGGGUGCAGCAGCAGCAGCUCCGGAGGCUCGGCCUGCCCCCGGCCAGGACCCCGGGCCCUCGCUGGCGCUGCGAGCGGGAAGGCGGUCGCAGGCGACUUCUGGGGAUUUGGCGCAUCAAAGUGGGGCUCCGAAGGGUAACCGACGCCCGCUCGACUUACGGGUGCACACCACAGGCUGGGGGGCCCGGGUCUGCACCCCUCGGCCCCUCACCCCUCCCUCCCGUCCGCUCGCCGCCACUCUCGGCGGGGAGGGAGGGACAGCGGGAGCUGGUUUGCUGGCUAGGCGCUUCGUUUGCAUUGGGGUGAAAGUGCAAGAGGAAGUGCAGCCGCUGCCAUCUUUCCUCCGCUCCGAACACACGGAGGCCGGGGCCGCAGCGCCGCCGCUCCGCCGCCGCCUUCGCCCGGCCCCGGGAAGGGCCCACCCAGCCGCCGCCACUGCCCGCUCGCUCCAGCGUUCGCCGUCGCCACCGCCCGCCAGGCUCCGGGACCAGGCCCGCGCUGCCGCCCCCGUGCGCGCCCCGCCGCCGCCGCCUUCGCCUUUUGUUUCCUCCGCUCCGGCGCCCCCGCCCCGGCUCGCGCUUUGCAGGGGACGCAGCGCGCGCCCCCAGCGGGCCCGGGAAAGCCGCGGCGCGCGCGCGCACGCCUGCGCGGCAGACCCCUCCGCCUCCUCCCCGCGCGCGCGCGCCCCUUUUGGCUGCGCGCCGGCGCCGCCUGGCGGGCGGGAGGGGAGGUGGCAGGCGCGAUUGCGGGAGGGGCGCACCUCUUUGCUCGCGUACCCCCCGGAGGUAGACCUAGAAGGGGAGGCGGGCAGGCGGCGAGGGGAGAGGAGCGCUCGGUCCAGCAGGGGUGGGGGCAGCUAUGUGGGAGGUGGUGCGCCCUGCGGUCUAGACAGUCCGAUCCGGGCAGGGGGCGUGUGCGCUCGGCGCACCUGCGAGACUACAGAGCCCCGGGCCGGCACGUGUGGGGAGUGUAGAUCCGUCCGCUGCGCCCGGCUUCUCGCUGCCUAG